AUGGCUUCUUCUGAAAUUAACGUAAAUGAAGUUGAAGGCACCCAUUUCACUAAAGAAGAGGUUAAAAAUCUAAUUAAUAAGUUUAAGAAUGAACAAUAUCACAAAAACGAACAGCUUUCAUCUCUUUUAAAGAAUAUGAAUGAUACCAUUGAUCGUAAUUCACUCUAUCAAAUAUUUAAAACUGGUAACAGAAUAACUUUCAAGGAAUUUGAAGAGUUUUUAACCCAUUUGAACCUCAACCAAAAUAAAAUCAACACUCAAGAACUUUACCAUAAUUUACUUCAACAAUACUCUUUAGAAUAG
Molecule: messenger RNA, 303 nt
Organism: Theileria annulata
Lineage: Eukaryota; Apicomplexa; Aconoidasida; Piroplasmida; Theileriidae
Exons: 3
Coding region: 1-303 (100 amino acids)
Source: RefSeq, a predicted model, not a curated record